CGAGCCAUGGCGGCGGCUGGGGCUGGGAGCAGCGCUGCGGCGCAGGGAGGAGGACUCGGCCGGGAGAUCACGAUCGUCAGCUCCGACAAGCACGAAUUCCACCUGCCGGAGGCCGUGGCUCUGGUGUCAGGCAGCAUCCGGACCCAGAUCGAGACCUUCCACUUGAGCAGCGCCGACACCAGCAUCACGCUCAAGCUCCUGGAUGUCACCGCCACGCCGCUCGCCAUGGUCUUGGAGUACUGCCGCCGGAAGGCCGCGGACGGCGGGUGGGACGACCGCGACUUCAUCGGCCGCGACGUCCGCCAGGGGCUGCUCUACGACAUACUCUACGCGGCGACCAACCUCGAAGUAGAGGGGCUCGUCGACCUCGCCUGCAAGCGCGUCGCCGAAAUGAUCAGGGGCAAGCCGCCGGCGGAGAUCCGCAGGAUGUUCGGCAUCGAGGAGGAUGGGUUCACGCCGGAGCAGCGCGACGAGAUCCGCAGGGACAACUCGUGGAUCAAGAUGUGA
Lolium perenne is the source of this 507-nucleotide messenger RNA. RefSeq names its product SKP1-like protein 1B. The record is from RefSeq and is a predicted model, not a curated record. NCBI's taxonomy places the organism in Eukaryota, Viridiplantae, Streptophyta, Magnoliopsida, Poales, Poaceae. Gene Ontology annotation, biological process: ubiquitin-dependent protein catabolic process.